AUGGCAUCAGAGAAAGAAGCUGCCUUGGCGGCAGCCCCUCCACCGGAAGAUGCUCCGACGAUAUUUGACAAGAUCGUCAACGGAGAAAUCCCAGCAACGAUCGUUUAUCAAGAUGAAAAGGUUUUGGCUUUCAGAGACAUAAACCCUCAAGCGCCAACACAUAUUGUGAUUAUCCCCAAAGUCAAAGAUGGCCUCACCGGAAUCUCCAAGGCUGAAGAAAGGCACGUUGACAUUCUGGGUCGCCUUCUUUACGCCACAAAGCUUGUUGCUAAGCAAGAAGGUCUUGAUGAUGGCUACAGGGUUGUCAUCAAUGAUGGACCUAAGGGAUGCCAGUCUGUUUACCACCUUCACAUUCACCUGCUCGGAGGACGGCAGAUGAACUGGCCGCCCGGUUAA
Oldenlandia corymbosa var. corymbosa is the source of this 396-nucleotide messenger RNA. The record is from the annotation of a GenBank genome assembly. Lineage: Eukaryota; Viridiplantae; Streptophyta; Magnoliopsida; Gentianales; Rubiaceae.